UAGCUGAGCACAUCUGGGACCCAGCAAAUAGCCACUAAGCACUCGGGAACCUGCCGUGAAGCUGGUGUGUGCUCUAAGGUCCUGAGCAGUCCAGCGCUAUGGACCCAGACCCCCAGGCGGGUGUGCAGGUGGGCAUGCGCGUGGUACGCGGCGUGGACUGGAAGUGGGGCCAGCAGGACGGCGGUGAGGGCGGCGUGGGCACGGUGGUGGAGCUCGGUCGCCAUGGCAGCCCCUCGACCCCCGACCGCACAGUGGUCGUGCAGUGGGACCAGGGCACCCGCACCAACUACCGCGCAGGCUACCAGGGCGCCCAUGACUUACUGCUCUACGACAACGCCCAGAUAGGUGUGCGGCACCCCAACAUCAUCUGCGACUGCUGUAAGAAGCACGGGCUGCGGGGCAUGCGCUGGAAGUGCCGCGUGUGCUUCGACUACGACCUGUGCACGCAGUGCUACAUGCACAACAAGCACGAUCUGGCCCACGCCUUUGAGCGCUACGAGACGGCCCACUCGCGCCCUGUCACCCUGAGUCCCCGCCAGGGCCUCCUGCGGACCCCACUCAGGGGCAUCUUCCAGGGGGCGAAGGUGGUGCGAGGCCCUGACUGGGAGUGGGGCUCACAGGAUGGAGGAGAAGGGAAGCCAGGCCGUGUGGUGGACAUCCGUGGCUGGGAUGUGGAGACAGGCCGGAGCGUGGCCAGUGUGAUGUGGGCCGACGGAACCACUAACGUGUACCGUGUGGGCCACAAGGGCAAGGUGGACCUCAAGUGUGUGGGCGAGGCGGCAGGUGGCUUCUACUACAAGGACCACCUCCCAAGGCUCGGCAAGCCAGCAGAGCUGCAGCGCAGGGUCAGUGCCGACGGCCAGCCCUUCCAGCACGGGGACAAGGUCAAGUGUCUGCUGGACACAGACGUCCUGAGGGAGAUGCAGGAAGGCCAUGGUGGCUGGAACCCCAGGAUGGCAGAGUUUAUCGGACAGACGGGCACCGUGCACCGCAUCACAGACCGCGGGGACGUGCGUGUGCAGUUCAACCAUGACACCCGCUGGACCUUCCACCCCGGGGCGCUCACCAAGCACCACUCCUUCUGGGUGGGUGAUGUGGUCCGCGUCAUCGACGACCUGGACACAGCGAAGCGACUGCAGGCUGGGCACGGCGAGUGGACGGACGACAUGGCCCCCGCCCUGGGCCGCGUCGGGAAAGUGGUGAAGGUGUUCGGAGACGGGAACCUGCGCGUGGCCGUCGGCGGGCAGCGGUGGACCUUCAGCCCCUCCUGCCUGGCGGCCUACCGGCCCGAGGAGGACGCCAACCUGGAUGUGGCAGAGCGCGCCAGGGAGAACAAAAGCUCGUUGAGUGUGGCUCUGGACAAGCUGCGGGCCCAGAAGAGUGAGCCAGAGCACCCAGGGCGGCUGGUGGUGGAGGUGGCGCUGGGCAGUGCAGCCCGGGCCCUGGACCUCCUGCGGAGGCACCCGGAACAGGUGGACACCAAGAACCAGGGCAGGACCGCCCUGCAGGUGGCCGCCUACCUGGGCCAGGUGGAGCUGGUGCGGCUGCUGCUUCAAGCGAGGGCUGGCGUGGACCUCCCGGACGAUGAGGGCAACACAGCGCUGCACUACGCGGCCCUGGGGAACCAGCCCGAGGCCACCCGGCUGCUCCUGAGCGCGGGGUGUGGGGUGGACGCCCUCAACGGCACCCGGAGCACGGCGCUGCACGUGGCUGUGCAGAGGGGCUUCCUGGAGGUCGUGAGGAUGCUGUGUGAGCGCGGCUGUGACGUCAACCUGCCUGACGCAAAUGCCAACACGCCCCUGCAUUCCGCCAUCUCUGCGGGUGCCGGCGCCAGUGGCAUCGUUGAGGUCCUCACCGAGGUGCCUGGCAUCGACGUCACCGCCACCAACAGCCAGGGCUUCACACUGCUGCACCAUGCAUCGCUCAAGGGCCACACGCUGUGAGUGUGGGGUGGGCACAGUCCCCUGCUGCGUUGCUGGCCUCUCGGAGAUGGCCCCAGGCCCGGGACAGACCUCCCUGCCCCCACAGAGCUGUCAGGAAGAUUCUGGCUCGGGCACGGCAGUUGGUGGACGCCAAGAAGGAGGAUGGCUUCACGGCGCUGCACCUGGCCGCCCUGAACAACCACCGCGACGUGGCCCAGAUCCUCAUCCGGGAGGGCCGCUGUGACGUGAACGUGCGCAACCGGAAGCUCCAGUCCCCGCUGCAUCUGGCUGUGCAGCAGGCCCACGUGGGGCUGGUGCCACUGCUGGUGGAUGCUGGGUGCAGCGUCAACGCCGAGGACGAGGAGGGGGACACGGCCCUGCACGUGGCACUGCAGCGUCAUCAGCUGCUGCCCCUGGCGGCUGAUGGGGCCGGGGGCGACCCAGGGCCCUUGCAGCUGCUGUCUAGG
Carlito syrichta (Philippine tarsier) is the source of this 2389-nucleotide messenger RNA. It is a transcript of the gene MIB2, whose product is annotated as mindbomb E3 ubiquitin protein ligase 2. Gene Ontology annotation, molecular function: protein binding; ubiquitin-protein transferase activity; zinc ion binding. The record is from RefSeq and is a predicted model, not a curated record. Lineage: Eukaryota; Metazoa; Chordata; Mammalia; Primates; Tarsiidae. Gene Ontology annotation, cellular component: cytoplasm. The transcript is spliced from 14 exons. The coding region runs from base 99 to 1943 and encodes 614 amino acids. Gene Ontology annotation, biological process: protein ubiquitination.